AGAGUCACGGACACCGUGAAUAUAAUGCGUUCACGGACAUUCGAUGCGCGCAUGCGCAAAUACUAUAUUUUGUUAUCAUGUCCGGGUAUCUACUGAGUAUCCGGACACUGAUAAAAUUAUUAUCAUAUUAUCAUUAUUUAAUACGUUUGUCCGUACAUUGUUUUAAUAUUAUCAAAAUACGUUUUCCGUACAUUAUUUUAAUAUUAAAAGUAUAUAAAAAGUAUAUAAAAAUUUUAACUAUGCGUGUGGGCGACGUUUUUAAAACUUACGCGGAUUUUGAAGAGGCUUUAAGUCAAUAUAAAAAGUCAACAUUCGUUGACUUUUAUAUCAAAGAUUCAAAAACUGCGAAAUCACAAAUUAGACGGUACCCGAAACUGGCCAAUUCUUCCGAACAAUUGAAGUACUAUUAUGUAAAACUUGCAUGUGUUCAUGGCGGAUCUUAUAGGAAAAAAAAUUCUUGCCAAGAUCUGCGUAGUACUUCAUCAAUGCGACAGGGUUGUGAAGCGUAUAUUUAUUUAAUUGCCAAUGCAAAAGGGGAUGCGUUGGAAUUAACUCGUAUGAAUGACGAACAUAAUCACGAGAAGUCGGAGACAUUAUUUUCUCAUCUCCCAAAUCAGCGAAGAGUCACCCCUCAAGAGAAAAUGGAAGUGUUGGAAUUAAUGAAGUUGAAGGCCAAUAAGAAGUUAAUUCAGCACAAAAUGCAAACGAAGACCGGUAAAGUCAUAAAUCUCAAAGAUAUUGCCAAUAUAUAUACCACAGGUAGAAAAACACCAAGUCACAACAGUUUGAGUGAAAUUGUCGAGCAGUUGCAAAAUACGUAUAAUUGUACUGUUGAAAUAUCAGCUGAUAGCGAUCAAAAUUUGAUUGGUCUGUUUAUCCAGGACAAAAUAAUGCAGAAUACAUUUAAAGCAUUUCCUGAGGUAGGAAAUAUAGAGGUUUAUUGGAAAUUAGAUGUGUAUUUUUAGAUUUGUAAUACAAUGUCAAUAAUAUAUAAACUAAAAUACUACUAUAAAUGUGGAAUACUAAUUUGUCAAUUAUUUCAAUUAUAUAAUAUAAUAAUUUGGUAAU
Messenger RNA from Acyrthosiphon pisum (pea aphid), 1068 nucleotides. RefSeq lists its product as uncharacterized. Lineage: Eukaryota; Metazoa; Arthropoda; Insecta; Hemiptera; Aphididae. The coding region runs from base 78 to 965 and encodes 295 amino acids. The transcript has 3 exons. The record is from RefSeq and is a predicted model, not a curated record.